AUGGGCAAUGUAUCCUGUGAUAUGGAUUCUGUAGUUGGCUCUAUGCUGCUUUCAUACUAUUACCAUCUUAGAGAGCAUUCAAACUUCACCCCAAUCAUUAAUUGCUCAAAGGAACUCUUUCCAGUGAAAUUGGAAAUUUGCUAGCAUCUCAAGAGCUGCUAACUAGAUAAUCUAGAGGAAUUCGUUUAUGAUGAUGAAUUAAAAGGGAUUGAGCAAGAAUAAAUAGACGAGAUAGCAUUGAUUGAUCAUAAUAAGCUAGAUGUCUCUCAAACAUUCUUAGAGCCUAAAAUAAGAAGGAUAGUUGAUCAUCAUAUCGACAAUAAUCUUUAUCUAGAGCAGUUGAAGGAGAAAGAUAUAAAAUUGAUUGGUAGUGCUACGACUUUAGUUAUAGACAGAUUCAUGAGUGACUUUCUUUUACAUAUUGAUAAGGACCUUGCCUACUUCAUGCUUGCUCCAAUCGUUCUUGAUUCUUUCUUCUUUGACGAAAAUUUAAAAGACUCUAAAUGGACAUAGCAAGAUCUGGAUGCAUACAAUUAUCUGGUUAAAGUAGCGGAUGUAGAUGGAAAGGCAUAUUUCGAUAAUCUCUACAAUUCCAUAUCAAGUAUUGAUUUAAACUUGCAGCUAGGAGUAAAAAACCUUCUGAUUAAGGAUUUUAAAUCCUAUUUCCUGCUAAACGAUGGUCAGUUAGGUAUUGGGGUGAGCUCAACUUUCGUGCCGAUGAGAAUUCUAAUCUCUCACUUUGGAUUCAAUUAGAUUGCUGAAAGCAUGGAAAGCCUAAUGAUAUCUAAGAACCUUGGCUUUUUCGCAGUAUUGACUAACUAUAUGGAUGAAACUGAUAAUAAAUAUAAAAAGUAGCUAUUGAUCUUUCAAAACGAAGAUAUUUGCCCGCUAAGUAUGAGUAAAUUCAAUGAGUUCGUAGAGAGCCUUGAAUAAAAUCAAGAAUACAAUCUAAUUGAUAAGACUGAAUACAAAAUGAAUGAAUAAGUAAGAGGAAUAACUUGGGAAGUUGGCAAUAUUAAGUAAAGCAGGAAAAACUUUGAAGUACUUAUCAAUCAAUUUUACAAACCUCUACUGAGCACCAGCAAGAUUUGA
This is a messenger RNA of Stylonychia lemnae, 1092 nucleotides long. The record is from the annotation of a GenBank genome assembly. NCBI's taxonomy places the organism in Eukaryota, Ciliophora, Spirotrichea, Sporadotrichida, Oxytrichidae.